CCUCCCUCACCGCCAUGCUUCCCCUGUCACUUACUUCCCACAGGCCUUCAGUCCAGACUCAACCCUCUCUCGCCUACCACUCGCCAUGCCCUGCAACUGCUUCUCAGAAGGCAUCCUGGCUGCCCCCCUCAACUACUGGAUCUCAGGUCUGGCCUUCCCUGAUUGGGCCUACAAAGCUGAGUCGUCGCCAGGCUCCCGGCAGAUACAGCUGUGGCAUUUCAUCCUGGAACUGCUGCAGAAGGAAGAGUUCCAACACGUCAUCGCCUGGCAGCAGGGAGAGUACGGGGAGUUUGUCAUCAAGGACCCCGACGAAGUGGCUCGCCUCUGGGGCCGCAGGAAGUGCAAACCGCAGAUGAACUAUGACAAGCUGAGCCGGGCCCUCAGGUAUUACUACAACAAGAGGAUCCUGCACAAGACCAAAGGCAAGAGGUUUACCUACAAGUUCAACUUCAGCAAGCUCAUCGUAGCCAACUGCCCUCCGUGGAAAGUGUGGAUACCCUCCACCCCCCACCUGCUGUUGAGGCCCCCUGCCCUGUGUCAGCCAACCUUGGUGCCUGUGACUGAGUGGAGUGAGCCCCUGUGUCGCGUGCUGUACACACGAGCCACAGAAACUCGGCCAGCUGGAGAGAGGACCCCACGGAGGCCACAAGAGGCCUCUGGGGACAAGGAGGACAGCAGCUUCAACUGUUUUGGCUCUGUCCCGGGCCCAGGCUGGCAGGGCCCGUGCUACUGUUUCCGGAACCUCGGAGGUGAUCUGCCCAGCUCCGCUUCCGUGCCCUGCCUCUGCUGUAACUGGACCCGCCUCUCAGGGCCCAUCUUGUCUCCUCUUCCCUCAGAGCCUGGUGCUCGGCUCCCGGGCCCCGUGUGUACUCCAGGUGCCUGGCAUUUUCCAGGGCUCCACCUUCUGGCCAGGCUGAGACAGGGCACUAGCGAGGGCCUUCAGUGCCAGUUUCUCAGGCCCGAGGAAUUGGUGCUAAAUCCUGGCCCAGGACCAAGCAGGCACCUGGAUUCCAAUGAGGGCCUCUCCUCAGAGCCUCGGGAACUCAAACUUGGGAAAGGAAUCGCCGUGUCCCCCAGUCCAGGGAGCAUGAGAGCCACGUGGCCUUCGGACCCCCCUUGACUGGAGAGAAAGGUGCGAAGGGGCGGCUCUCCCCCUUUCCUCCUGCCUCCACUUUCGGAUCACGGAGGACCCUAAGGGCAAAGCUGAACCAAGUGGGACAAAUGAGGGCGCGGGGCACGGAGGUGGUGCCCUCCCCUGUGCCAAAUUGCUAUCAGACUAAGGAGGCAUCAUUACCUUAAUUUAUUUAUUUAUUUUGAGGAGAGAGAUGAGAUUAAGGGUCUCUAUUAUUAACAUUUUCCCAGGCCUACCCUCAGGAGGGGACGAAGGGGCUGGGCAGGCCAGCGUUUGUUUGGCUUCCGUCUUAGAGCCUCUUCCUUUCUCUGGGUUCCUUGCCCCACCCUGGCUAGGGUCCCAGGACCUCUCCCAAACCUUCACUUACUUUUCUGCCCUCCCUCUGACUGCUCAGCCACGAGGACCCUCAGUCCCAGGAAGGUUCUUGCUUCUAUGAAGGACGGUUCUAGGCUUCUAUCCCCGUGACCCCAAGAUGCAGGCAGGUGCCGA
Molecule: messenger RNA, 1621 nt
Organism: Apodemus sylvaticus (European woodmouse)
Lineage: Eukaryota; Metazoa; Chordata; Mammalia; Rodentia; Muridae
Product: ETS translocation variant 3-like protein
Exons: 5
Coding region: 86-1120 (344 amino acids)
Biological process (GO): regulation of transcription by RNA polymerase II; cell differentiation
Cellular component (GO): nucleus
Molecular function (GO): sequence-specific DNA binding; DNA-binding transcription factor activity, RNA polymerase II-specific
Source: RefSeq, a predicted model, not a curated record